Clupea harengus (Atlantic herring) is the source of this 1160-nucleotide messenger RNA. It is a transcript of the gene mrps15, whose product is annotated as mitochondrial ribosomal protein S15. NCBI's taxonomy places the organism in Eukaryota, Metazoa, Chordata, Actinopteri, Clupeiformes, Clupeidae. The record is from RefSeq and is a predicted model, not a curated record. Gene Ontology annotation, cellular component: mitochondrial small ribosomal subunit; ribosome. Gene Ontology annotation, molecular function: RNA binding; structural constituent of ribosome. Gene Ontology annotation, biological process: mitochondrial translation.
AUUGGUUGGACUGAACAAAAUGGCGUCAACCACAUAGACAGGGGACGAAUGCCUGUCACCAAGAAAUUCUAUCGUUCCACGCGCAGUUAAAGGAUUUUAACUGGAGUACUCAAUGUUGAAAAGAUGUCUCUUAAGAAUGUGUUCUCAUCAACAUCCCUUGCCUUGUGGAAGUGUAAUGCGGUUUUGAGUUUGAAGGGGAUCACCUUUGUGAGACAACAACACGUUCCUUGCACCACGGUUGCUCCCAGAUUAUUGAGUCACUGGAGUCGGCCUGAUAUCUGCAAUACCAAAAGUAAUGAAAACAUUGGCAUCCAGCCAAAGAGACAAUAUGCCAGAGCUGCAAGAAAAAAACAAGAGAUCCCAAGCCAGUUGAGUGACCUGCCUCCCUCCAUGCUCAAACUAGACUACACUUCGGUUCCUCUUGCACAAACGACUGAUGAUAUUGUGAAGAGACUUCUUUCCUUGGAACUGGCGAGUCAUAGUGAGAAACUGCAAGUUAAGCUGGAAGAGCUUAUAGCUAAGGUUCAAAGGGAUAAAGAUGACCGCACAUCUACUGAAGUCAAGGUGGCCAUAUUGACUGCUCGCAUCCGCAACUUUCAAGAACACUUGCUCAAGCAUCCAAAGGACAAAGCCAACAAGAGGAGGAUGUUGAUGAGCAUCGACCGGCGGAAGAAGAAGUUGAAGUUCCUGAGGAGGACGCGCUACGAAGCGUUUGAGCACGUCUGCCAGCAGCUUGGCAUCACCUACACGUUCCCUCCCGAGUACUACAGGCACGCUACGCGACGCUGGCAAGCCAAGAAAGCCCUCUGCAUCAAGGUCUUCAAAGAGCUGCAGAAACAGAAAGCAGCACAGAAGGCUAAAGGCAAACAGGCGGUGAAGCCGCCCAGUCCUGAAACAGCUGGGCCCACUUCAGCAGAAACCCAAGGGCCUGCUGCACAGGAACACUAGGGUCAAACAAAAUGGCCUGUUCCACGGGGACCGUUUUUGAAGUGUAAACUAGCCUGUUCAAUGGUCACAUUCAGUUCCUCAGUCUUGCAGAUCCACCGAAACUUUGUCUAGACUUUAGACAAUAGGAAUUGCAUCCCUGGUUUUAUGUUUGACCUGUGACCAGGGUCAGUGAUUUAUUUCAUGAUUGCUUUAAAUAAAAGAUCACAUAUAAA